AUGUUGAAAGUGGCCGUGUGUCUUCACAGAACAUCAACCAUCUUCCAGAUUUAUGCUCGGACUCUGACCCAAGCGAGGCAUUGUCUGAACCUAGACGAAAGCGAAACUUUAGCCAGGUCAUAUCACCUCUUCAGGAAUCGUCGCGGUCGGGAGGUCCUCGUCGCAACCCAGGAGAUCGAUGCCGACAACACACGUCGCAGUUCUGUACCCAAAGGUGUUUGCUUGGGAUUUAGCAGAAUGAAGGACAUCUUAGAAGACAAUUUUCCGAAUUUGGCUUUGCAUACACGAGGCCAAAGUGACAAACACCAGAUCACGGCACCCGAUUUUCCUCGCCAGCGGAACUAG
Messenger RNA from Penicillium digitatum Pd1, 345 nucleotides. NCBI's taxonomy places the organism in Eukaryota, Fungi, Ascomycota, Eurotiomycetes, Eurotiales, Aspergillaceae. The record is from RefSeq and is a predicted model, not a curated record.